Camelina sativa (false flax) is the source of this 1203-nucleotide messenger RNA. RefSeq names its product putative F-box protein At1g61060. Gene Ontology annotation, molecular function: protein binding. NCBI's taxonomy places the organism in Eukaryota, Viridiplantae, Streptophyta, Magnoliopsida, Brassicales, Brassicaceae. The record is from RefSeq and is a predicted model, not a curated record.
UCCACCAUGAAUCAACGGAGGUCUUCUUCAACCUCUAGAGAAGAGACAGAAUACUUAGAUCUGAUCCCUGUUGAUCUCUUCAUCAGUAAUAUCUUGUCGAGAUUGCCAGUGGAGUCUUUAGCUCAAUGUCGUUGCGUAUCUAAGCUCUGGUCGUCCAUAAUUCGCCAUCCAAAUUACAAGAUCUUAUUCCCGAUCAAGUCCCAGGCUCCACCCCGGAUCCUUUUCAUCAUCGAAUAUGAAGGAAGUCUGUUCUUUUACUCUUCACCUCAGCCUCAAAAUCCGGAUCAGAACACAUCUCUUGUAGCCACCUUUCAUCAUAGUCAUAGGACACGUGGGUCAGAUUUCGGUGUGUGUCGUCCUCCGGUUGGCGGAUUGGUCUGUCGCCAACAUGUUCUUGAGAAUGGUUCAAAAGUGGCGGUGAUUUGUAAUCCCAUCACAGGAGAGUAUUUAGCCUUGCCUAAACUGGGAAUAAAUGAAACCAAGUCAGAGUGUCGGUCAAACGCAUAUGAUAAACAUUCUUUUGGGUAUGAUCCUAUAGACAAAGAGCUCAAGAUAUUGCGUAUCACCUCGUUUUUGAACAACUCGUUCUUUAACACACGCUACUUUGGUCAGUAUCGAGUUCUAACAUUAGGGACUGGAAAUAAAAACCUCUUAUGGAGAAAGAUCCAGUGUUGCACAAUUCAUCAUCGUAUAGACGAUGACAAGACGAUAUGCAUCAAUGGUUUUUUGUAUUAUCCAGCAGUGUUCCAAAAGGGAAAAAUCCACUGUAGUGCCAUCGCUUGCUUUGAUGUUAGGUCUGAGACUUUUAGUUUUACUAACUUUGAUCAAGACAUGUCACUAAUAAGGGUGGAUUCUUUCCGUUUCACUUUGAUCGACUACAAGGGUAAAUUAGGUGCUUGUCGUUGUGAUUGUUUCGAUAAUAUUUUUGAGUUGUGGGUUUUGGAGGAUGCACAGAGACAUAAAUGGUCAAAGCAUAUCUACCAAAUGCUUAAUCCAUUGCUGCAUUUUGCAAGUGUUGUUGGAAUGAUUGGGAGUUGCGAAAUUGUGCUUUGCCCAUGCUUUCCAGAAGAUCCUUUAUUCAUCUUUUACUACAACCUCGAGACCAACAUUGUCACAAGAGUGAAAAUUGAAGCUCCUGUAUUGCAUAGUGGGUGUUGGGUUCACGCAUUUCCAAAUUACGUAGAGGAUUUGACGCUUAUGUAA